AUGGAACUCUGGGAGGUGUGGAGCUGGAGGAGGCCCGGAGAACUCCCAGAUGUGGGUAACAAGGAGUCAGGAGGGGCCCAGAUCAGCCCUGGUGUGAGAAAGGAAGUCACUUGCCGGGGCUACCAUCACACCAGUGUGCAAUACGCGGCUGAGGCGGGGAGCUCCUGCCUGGGCACCUGGGUGAGGCGACACACAGGGGCGCCGUGGCGGCUGCGAUUGGGGCGGAGCGGGCGCCAGGCCGGCGCGGAUUGGCCCUCGCGGGCCGCCGUGCGAGCUAUAAAAGGGGCCGCGCGUCGGCGGCCGUCCUCUCUGGAGGGCGGAGGCGGCCGCCGUGGUGUCUGCGCGCGGCCCGAGCCGGCCCUCGGCGUGGCGGUCUCUGCCCCGGCGCCCCGGCCCGGCCCCGCCGCCGACCGGGCUCGCGGUGGCCGAGACGCCCCGCUCCCCGCGCCUCCUCCGUCCGGCGGCCUCUCGGGGCCCUGCCCGCCGCCCGCCCGCGCGGGGUUCGAGGAGACGCGGCCGCCGAGCCGGAGCGCCCGAAGGUGGUUUGCUUGCCGAAAACGAUGCAGCUGGACCGGGUGCUGGGGACUUGGGGCGGAAGACGAUGACCAGUUCCUGAGAAUGACGUGGACGCUGGCUGCAGUGACCGACUCCCACCAUCUAGCCACCGACUGUGGGCCAGGACUCUGUUGGGUCUUUGUUUUCACGAGGCUGGCUCUGUCCCAGCACUGCUGGCUGGCAAGUGGAGCUCUCCAGGACAGCGAACCUGACAUCAGCGCAGCUGAGGAAGCCUCUCUAACCAUGCCUCUGAACCCCAGAAACCUUUCCUGCUCCGCCCCCCUUGGUCUGCAGCUCAGGUGGGGGCCCUGCCAGAAGCCUGCCCACCCCCAACCCAGGGUGAGUCCCGUCCCUGACACCAGCCACCGCUUUCCACUCAGAAGGCUGACUGGCUCCCCAUCUGCCUUAGGGCCCUUUUGAAAGGGGCUCAGCUGUACUGGGAUGCGUGCCCCCAGCAUCCUGGGAACCACGUGUGUUUGCCUCCAGUGUGGUGUCCUGACGACGGGUCGAAGAUGCAGAUGACUGAGUGGGUGUGUCCCCUCGCUGGGCCCAGGACCCUGUCCACAGAGCAGCACCUGCCACGGGGAGAGGACCUGAGCAGGCUGAGCACCAGCCGACUCAGUUCCUUCCUAAUGUACAGGAUUCCUGAACUCGCGGCAACUGAACCUUGACGAGAGUCUGGAAGAAAUGGUGGCCCCAGGAUAGGUUUUCAGAACCCUCUUCUGAUGGAGCAGGACAUGUUGAUGUAGACGUGGGCACUGAAGGGCACCCUCCGCUUCCUCGCCCGCCUGCACAAGGAAUGUGGGCGGUGGGUUGAGACUGGUGAGGCUGAGGUGGCACACGUGACUGUUGAUGGGAAGAGCUGAAGGAUGCGAAGAUGACAACCAGUCAGUGGAGAGGGCAGGGGAGCUGGGGGCCUUUGCUUCAGCUUUCAAGACAGUGGAGUUUGCGGGAAGGUCUUCCUCACAGUCCCACCCCAGGUUGUACGGGUGCAGCGGAGGACAAGCAGGCCGAUGUCGGGGUGUCCCCUAUGCCGCGUGUCCUCCAACCUCAGACACUGGUGCAGUGCACCAGCAGUGUGGCUGUCGGGUGGCCAGCACUGUGCUGCCCACAUCUCCCGUGGUUAAGUGCCCGCAGAGGCAGGCACUGAGUCUAAUCCUCACAAGGGUUAGAAGCACCCAGGCCCUGAGACCCUAAGCUAGAUUUUUACAGUACCUGGAUCGUCUUGUUUAUUUUCCAGGAGGAAGCAUUUGUUAAUGGUGGAGGAAUAAUUUGGAAAGGAUUAAAGUGAAUUUAAGGGUUGGUUUGUGUGCUUUUUUUUCAGGAAAAGCAUUUAUUUCUGUGCUGGCAGAACUUUGAGAAUAAAUUAAGUCUUGAACUGAA
Molecule: messenger RNA, 1938 nt
Organism: Loxodonta africana (African savanna elephant)
Lineage: Eukaryota; Metazoa; Chordata; Mammalia; Proboscidea; Elephantidae
Exons: 7
Coding region: 1-975 (324 amino acids)
Source: RefSeq, a predicted model, not a curated record